Molecule: messenger RNA, 1296 nt
Organism: Chenopodium quinoa (quinoa)
Lineage: Eukaryota; Viridiplantae; Streptophyta; Magnoliopsida; Caryophyllales; Amaranthaceae
Product: coiled-coil domain-containing protein 124-like
Exons: 3
Coding region: 24-842 (272 amino acids)
Biological process (GO): transcription by RNA polymerase II
Cellular component (GO): nucleus
Molecular function (GO): transcription coactivator activity
Source: RefSeq, a predicted model, not a curated record
ACGCCAACAUACUUGUCCACUCAAUGCAACCGCUUUCUCUCUCCACAAAUUCAACCCCAAAUUCAUUCAUCAAUUCUCCAAAUCAAUUCAUCCAAACUCCAGAAAAUCAAAAAACCCAGAAUCCCAAUUUCACAAUCAAACCUUCAAAGAUGCCGAAGAAGAUGGGUGUAAACAGCAAAGCCGAGGACGCCAAAGCUCGAAAAGCCGCCGCAGAAGCCGAGAAGAAGGCUCAAGAAGCCAAGCAAAAGGAAGACCAGUACUGGCGCGAAGCCGAAGGCUCCAAAUCCAGAGCCGCCAAGAAACGCGAGGAAGAAGAGCAGAAACGCGCCGAAGCCGCGGCUAAGAAAGCCGAGGCGCGCCGAUUAGCCGAGCAAGAGGAGCAAGAAAUUGAGAAGUCCCUGAAAAAGCUUGAUAAGAAGGCGAAUAGGGUUAUGGGGGCGACGCCGACGAAGGUUACGGAGGCGGAGUUGCGGCGGAGGAAGGAGAAAGAGGAGGAGGAGAUGCGGCGGAAGGCGGAGGAGGCGAAGAAGAAGCAGAGUAGGAUGGCGGGAGAAGAUGAGUAUGAGAAGAUUGUGUUGGUUGAGAAUCGGAAUAGAGAAGGUGAUUUGAUUGAGGCUCAUACUGUUGAAGAAGCUCUUGCUCAGAUUUCUGUUGCUGAUACUUUGCCUGUUGAUAAGCAUCCUGAGAAGAGACUUAAGGCUUCUUUUAAGGCUUUUGAAGAAGCUGAAUUACCAAGGCUGAAGGCUGACAAACCAGGUCUGACACACACUCAGUAUAAGGAAAUGAUAUGGAAACUGUGGAAGAAAUCUCCUGACAACCCUCUCAACAGAGUUGAAGAAUGAUGUGUGAUAAGGAGGCUGUAACCGUAGAAUUACACUGGCAUUCUGAAGAACACUAUCAAUAACUGCGACACAUUCUCUGUAUGAGUAAUCUAUUCCUGGACUACUAUAUGCAAAUCUGAUCAUUUCUUUCAAGGCUCCACCAAGAAUCUGUGUGCAUAUGGUGUGCCUUUAGUAAUAAAGCUUCCUCCUCUUUGGAAUCCCCCUCCCCUCAUUUUGUCGUAGUUGCACUGUGUUACAUGAUUGGAUCAGGCUGUUAACUUAUUCUUAUACUGUGUACCAUAGCUAGAGUGUUGACAUUUGAGGCUUUUGCUAUCUUGGCACUUUACAUAUUAAGUUUUAUAAUGUGAAUGCCGAAUUUGAUGCUCAAACUUCUAUGAAAGUGUGAAGAUGGUUAUUCUGGUAUGAGUAGUAUUGUAUUGAAUUUUCUGUAUGAGUAGCAUCAUUCAAGAUCUUA